AUGCCUGCAACCCUAGAUCAAGAAGUGCUACACAAUCUUCACAUUGAUUGGCUGGAUGCCAGGGGGAGUGUUGUCUGGAGGUGGAGCUUCUACUUGGAUCUUUACCAAAGCAACAGGAUGUUGUCAAAAAAGGAGGAGCGGAGGUCGUUCAGCAACGGGCCGCUGAGAGACCAAUGGGAGAAGAAAGCUCAGAGCAUCUCGGAGCAGAACAAACAGGAGGCCGAAUGGAAGAAGAAAAGUAACAACAAAAUAUGUUUCUCAAAGUGGAAUUAUCACUGGUCACUAGUGUCCAAAGGAGACUUCCAUCAGCUUACCAGCGGUGCAGAAGAUGAGGAAAAAAACAAGCCAAAAAUCAAAUUUAAAGUUGUCCCCCCUCCUCCCAAACCCAAAUAUGAGCCAGCCCCUGCUCCGCCUACUCCCAGGAAAACAGCUUCGCCCAAACCUUGCAGGCAAAAACGUAAAGUUGAAGUGGAUGUGUUUGGGCUGUGCUGGAGAGACUCCUGGAAGAGCCUGAAGCCUCCAAAGUAUCUUUACCUGAAGGCCAAAGAGACGAAAACUAAAAUCCAAGGAUUCACAACCAUAGAGCUGACUAACAACAGGGGGUACAAACCACAGGGGUACGAAUCAGUGGCUGAUUGGGAGUCUCCUGCUGAAAAAUGGAGUAACUCCUGGAAACAGGUGAAGAGCCCUGCCCAGUUGGAGUGGACUGAGGAGAAACCAUUCCAAUGGGACAUUUUGUUUGAACGGAAACCGGUUGGCCAAGCUGAGAUAGAAGUCUUUUCUCUUCCUGUCUGGGCCGGUACGUGGAAGUUCAUCAACUUUGCCUUCCGGCAGCAGCAAAAGUACUGGGAUUGUAUCUGGCCUGAUUUCCAACAAAACGUCAGCAACAAGUUUGACAAAGUACAACAACUAGAGGAGCAGGAGGAGCCCUCAGACUGGGAGGAUUCAUGGAAACUGUCCGGGGCAGAACUUGAACCAAAAGACACCACAGAGGACGAGACACUAACUGCAGGCUCCUCCAGCACUGAAACCACAGUGAUGAUGAGGCUGAACGAAGUGUUCCUGCCCGGCUGGAGGGACUCCUGGCUGCUCUCUGCUGCCCCCCUGGAGGAAGAAGAAGAACGUCACAAGAACUGGAACUCCUGCUGGGCAUACAGGAACCAGAUCAGGUGGUGCAUGGCUUCGCUGGAGUCCCAUCAGCGCCACAGCGCCAUGCUGACGAGGAGACGUAAAGCCACAAACCUAGUCCUCACAUCAGGGCUGGACCAGGAGACAGGUAACACGGAGUGGACGGAGGCCUGGAGGACUCCUAAAAGAUGGAUCGAAGAAAAGGAGGACAAAGUGGCCGAGACGCAGGAGGAUGGGGAAGUGGAGGAUAUGAUGGAUGACACAGAGGAGGAGGAUGAAGGAGUAGACAACGAGAAGGAUGUAGAGGAGGAGGAGGAGGACGAGGACGAGGGAGUAGAUGAGGAGGUGGAGAAGGAGGAAGACGAGGACAGGAGCGAAGAAAUACACAAGGAAGAAAAAGAAAUGAACAAGGAGGAGGAGGAGGAUGAAGGCGUAGAUGAGGAGGAGGAGGAUGAUGAAGAAGUCGACAACGAGGAGGAUGAUGUGAUAAACAAGAAAUACGAGGACAAAGAUCUGGAUAGAGAGAAUGAAAGUGAAGAAGGAGACAAAGAAGAGGAAGACCAAGAUCUGGAUCAGGAGGAUGAAACCGUAAAAGAAGACGAAGAAAAGGAAGACAAAGAUCUGGAUCAGGAGGAUGAAACCGUAAAAGAAGACGAAGAAAAGGAAGACAAAGAUCUGGAUGAGGAGGAUGAAAGCAAAGAAGGAGAUGAUGAAGAGGAGGAGGACAAAGAAGCAACCAAGGGGAGGGGAGUAAAGGAGAAGGGUGAUGACCAUGACGUGCAUGAGGAGGAAGAUGCAAAAGAAGAUGAGGAUGACGAGGAAGAAGAAGAACAUGAGGAGAGGGACAAACACAAGGAGGACAAAAACGUAAACCAAAACGGUGAGGGGGAUGAAGAUGAAGAAGAAGUAGAGGAGGAGGAGCAGGAGGAGGAGGAAAAAGAAUUAGACAAGAAGGAAAGAGACAAAGAUGUAGACAAGGAGGACGAGGAAGAAGUAGAUGAAGACGAGGACAUAGAAGCAAAAGAAAAAGACAAGAUAGAUGAAGUAGAGGAAGAGGAAGAGGAGAAUGCAGAUGAGGAGGAGAGUGAAGAAGUAGAUGAGGAGGAGAAAAUAGCAAAUAAAGAGGAAGAUAAAAGUGUGGAGGAGGAGGAGGAAGAGGAAGAGGAGGAGGAAGAAGCAGACGACAAGGACGAAAAGGAAGAGUUAGACAAAGAGUGGGUAGAGAAAGAAUCAGACAAAGGUGACAAGCAGGAGAGCGGAGAAGUAGACAAAAAGAAGGAGAGAGUAGACAGGGAGGGGGAAAAUGAAGAUGUAGAUGAAGAUAGUGUAGCUACAGGGGAGGAGGAUGAAGAGGUAGACGAAGAGGAGGAAGAAGGAGAGGACACGGAGGACGAAGCAGACAAAGGUUGGGAGAAAGAAGUAGACAAGGAGGAAGGAGAGGACACGAAGGAUGAAGCAGACAAAGGCCGGGAGAAAGAGGUAGAGGAGGAUGAGGAGGAGGAGGAGGAGGAAGUGAGUCAGAGGGACAAAGAUGAUCAAGAGGACAAAGAGGACAAAGAAGAAGUAGUGAAUGAGGAAGAGGAUGAAGAAGUAGAUGAGGGAGAAGAUGAAGAAGUAGAUAAGGGAGAGGAUGUAGAAGUAGACGAAGAAGAGGAUGUAGUAGACGAAGAGGAGACUAACGAAUACGAUGCUGAAGUAGAAGAGAAGACGGCCGAAGCGGAGGAGGAUGACAACCGGGACAAAGUAGACGAGAAAGAAGAGGAAAUCAACGUAGACAAAGAAAAGAAACAAAUCAAACGCAAACCCGAUGUCCCACUCCAUCUGCAGUUCCAUAAACUACACACGUCCUUCUCCUCCUGGAAGAAGUCGUGGAUGGUGGCGGUAGCUCACAGAGGAGGAGAGGAAGAGGAAGAAGAGGACGAGGAAGAGGACGAGGAGUUGGUAGAGGAGUGCCGGGCUUGGAAAGAGUCGUGGAGGAUUUGCCGUUGGAGGAAGCCGGACGAUGACGAGGUGGUGUGCUUCUCCACCGCCAACCGGAGUCAGAGAUCCAUCGGACUGAUUCACGCUGCGAUGACGAAGAGGGAAUGGACUCUUAGCUGGAAGACAAACCAAGACCGCAGCAAAGGAUUUAAACACUGAAGUAGAAGAAGAGGAGGAGGAGGAGGAAAAUGAAGAAGGGAAAAGUUGAAAUUUUCUGAAAGCUCUUUUGCAAAUUUAAGAUUGAACUCUCCUUUCUUAGCGUGAUACUGAAAAGAAAAGCCUGAAUCAUUCACCAUAUUUUGUGUACUCAUAUUCCCACGUUGAAAACACAGCUUCGUGAGUUUAGAUGUUAAGGAAGAAUAAGUAGAAAGUUGUAGAAAGACUGUUUAAUAAAACUGAACUGUAUGAGUGUAAAAUGAUAACCUAUCAGGGUAAGGUAGAAUAAGAAAAAUAGUAAAGCACACAGAGAUGUCCCCAUACAAGAAAAUAAUAUUAUUGUCAAUUCUGUGUCUUCUACAACUGUAGUGCAUUCCCCUGUCCUGUCACAAAAUGCUAAUGUUAGCUAACGAUCCUCCAUUGCUAUAAAGCUAAUGUUUGUACCAAAGAAACACAAGGUUUGCCAAGGAUCAACACAUUUUCACAAUUCACAUGAUCACAGGUGGGAAAUAAUACUGUCCAAAGUGAAGCUGAAAUUAAGAAAAUGUCCCAAAGAGGAUAGAUUGUGAGAUUGAUGCGACAACUGAAAAAACUGAAACAUUUAGCCAACAACUUUCUAAUUUCUAAUACAGAAAACAUUAACCAAAGAGUAAUAGUGUGUUCCAUUUGUACUUGGAAGUCGGAUUUUUCAAGGUCAAAAUCAGAAACACGCCUCCUGACCUCGGAUUUCCGAGCUCAGAACUCAGACAACCUCGGAGUUAAACCAAGCUCAAAAUCCAAGAUGGCUGCCCGUGCAUCAACAGUUGUGAAAGCUGUAGUAAUAUACAGACUUCUGUCUUAUUUGUGUCUCACUAAAUCAGUUG
Molecule: messenger RNA, 4127 nt
Organism: Perca flavescens (yellow perch)
Lineage: Eukaryota; Metazoa; Chordata; Actinopteri; Perciformes; Percidae
Product: golgin subfamily A member 6-like protein 22
Exons: 7
Coding region: 1-3267 (1088 amino acids)
Biological process (GO): RNA splicing
Cellular component (GO): ASAP complex; precatalytic spliceosome
Molecular function (GO): RNA binding
Source: RefSeq, a predicted model, not a curated record